CUCUCUCUCUCUCUCUCUCUCUCUCCACAAACAUCAUUCUCUGUAACUUUGCUCCGUGCAAAACCCUAGCACGAUUGUCCCCUCUUCUUCCAUACCCAAUGACAUUGGACAAAUCUUCCAAGAUCUUCGUUGCCGGCCACCGUGGCCUAGUUGGAUCUGCCAUAGUUCGCAAACUCCACCAACUGGGCUUCAGCAACCUCCUCCUCCGCACCCACUCCGAUCUCGACCUCACCGAUCAAUCUGCCGUCGCCGCCUUCUUCUCCGCCGAAAAACCCGACUUCGUCAUCCUCGCCGCCGCCAAAGUCGGCGGUAUCCACGCUAACAACACCUAUCCAGCUGACUUCAUCACCAUCAACCUCCAAAUCCAAACCAAUGUCAUCACUUCCUCAUACCAGCACGGUGUGAAAAAGUUGCUCUUCUUGGGUUCAUCUUGUAUUUAUCCCAAAUUCGCACCCCAACCCAUACCAGAGAAUUCCCUUUUGACAGGCCCCUUGGAACCCACAAAUGAAUGGUAUGCAGUGGCGAAGAUAGCUGGGAUCAAAAUGUGCCAGGCAUAUAGAAUUCAAUUCAAUUUUGAUGCAAUUUCUUUGAUGCCCACAAAUUUAUAUGGCCCUAAUGAUAAUUUUCACCCCGAGAAUUCUCAUGUUUUGCCUGGAUUGAUAAGGAGGUUUCAUGAGGCAAAAUUGUUGGAUGCGAAGGAGGUGGUGGUGUGGGGGACUGGUUCGCCUUUGAGGGAGUUUUUACAUGUGGAUGAUUUGGCAGACGCAGUGAUUUUUAGUUUGGAGAAGUACAGUGGAUUGGAGCAUUUGAAUGUGGGUAGUGGGAGAGAGGAGAGUAUCAAAGAGUUGGCGGAGUUGGUGAAGCAGGUGGUGGGGUUUGAGGGUGAGAUUGUUUGGGAUAAGUCGAAGCCGGAUGGUACUCCAAGGAAGCUCAUGGAUAGCUCCAAGCUGAUGGGAUUGGGUUGGGAGGCGAAGAUUUCGCUCCGUGAUGGACUUGUUGAUACCUAUAAGUGGUACUUGGAGAAUUAUAAGCAAUGAUUCAGGAGCUGAUUUCCGCUUCCAACCUUAGAUUUGGAUCUUCCCUCUUCCGGGUCCUAAGUUUUGUACCACAUCAACAGAUCCAUUUGCUGGGCUUCCGCUGACAUGGGUUUGCGCUAGUAAUAAUCAAAGGCUUUGAUAUAGAAUGCCUUUUACUGUGCCUUUGCAGUCUCCAUCGGAAAAGCAUUGCCUGUUUGUAUAGGUUUACAAAAAUGUGUUUCUGUCUGAUUUCAUCAUGUAAAAUGCAAUUCAGCAGGACAAAAUGAGCACCAGUAUCUUUAUUUCAAUUCGAAUGU
Ilex paraguariensis (yerba mate) is the source of this 1333-nucleotide messenger RNA. NCBI's taxonomy places the organism in Eukaryota, Viridiplantae, Streptophyta, Magnoliopsida, Aquifoliales, Aquifoliaceae. The record is from the annotation of a GenBank genome assembly.